AAAGUAGGGAAACAGCUGCGUCACCCAACACGAUCAGCCGUGGGCUGGCUGGUCAGUAAGUUUUUCAAAGUGGGCAACCGUUUCCUUGAGGACAACGCUGUGCAGCUGUGUGGGAUCCGACCUGCGGACACAGUGCUGGAUGGGUCAUGGCCCAGGUCUGGGUUUGCAGUCAGCAGCCAAAUUGCUAACGGAGCCCACAGGCCACCUUAUAGGGGUGGAUUAUUCAGAGUACAUGCAUAAGAAUGCAGCGGACAUCCCGUUUGAAGCGUGAGCUUCAGAUGCUGAGCACCGAGCCUCCUCCCGGGAUAACGUGCUGGCAGACGGAGGAGCGGAUGGACGAGCUCCGGGCACAGAUAGUGGGUGGAACAGGAACUCCGUACGAAGGUGGACUCUUCUCCUUGGAGAUCAAGGUCCCAGAGAGAUACCCAUUUGAGCCUCCCAAAAUGCGAUUCUUGACCCCCAUCUACCAUCCAAAUAUUGACAAUUCGGGUCGCAUCUGCCACGAUGCUCUCAAACUCCCGCCAAAGGGUGCCUGGAAGCCAUCCCUAAACAUCUCCACAGUCCUCUCCUCCAUUCAGCUGCUCAUGGCUGAGCCCAACCCAGAUGACCCGCUCAUGGCUGAUAUAUCAUCAGAGUUCAAAUACAACAAACAGCUGUUCAUGGAGAAGGCCAGGAAGUGGACGCGGGAACAUGCUGUUCAGAAAAACAUGGAUGCCGUUGAAGGCAGCAAAGAAAAUAAUCCAGAUCAGAAAGCUUCAUCCCACAAAAGACAUUCUCUCAGUGCACAACAGGAGGGAGAGGAGCCAGCCAAGAAAACCUGUAUGUAGUUUCCACCUCACUUGUUAGAGACACAGGUCCCUCAUCUUCAGAGCCACCGUGCCUUAUAUCCCAUCUGCUACUAAAGAGUGAAUUACAUUGUUUAAUUCAAUUUUUAUUUAAUGCCAAUACCUACUUCCACUUUCUGUGUAUGCAUUCCUUUUCUUUAUUAAGAAAUAUCUUUAUGUUUGUGUUGUGAUAUUAAAGUUUAUUUUGAACACU
Molecule: messenger RNA, 1038 nt
Organism: Scophthalmus maximus (turbot)
Lineage: Eukaryota; Metazoa; Chordata; Actinopteri; Pleuronectiformes; Scophthalmidae
Gene: ube2t
Product: ubiquitin-conjugating enzyme E2T (putative)
Exons: 7
Coding region: 243-827 (194 amino acids)
Source: RefSeq, a predicted model, not a curated record